Molecule: messenger RNA, 3456 nt
Organism: Episyrphus balteatus (marmalade hoverfly)
Lineage: Eukaryota; Metazoa; Arthropoda; Insecta; Diptera; Syrphidae
Product: nardilysin
Exons: 8
Coding region: 119-3412 (1097 amino acids)
Biological process (GO): proteolysis
Molecular function (GO): metal ion binding; metalloendopeptidase activity
Source: RefSeq, a predicted model, not a curated record
UCACGUUGACAUCUCAUUAAGCCUUUUAUCAAUAUCAUUCAAUCAAUUAUUUUUGAUGAAUGGCAAAAGGCAAAUAAAAUAAGAAAAAAAAUUCAGCCUAAACAGGAAUAGGUAUUUCAUGAUUUGUCGCUUUUAUAAAGUUGUUCGCAUACUAAGAAAAUUCAUAACACUUCGCCAGAAAACCGAUUUCUUCAGCAUACAUACAAUAUCACCAAGUCCAUUCAACUUUUUUUCCGGCCACAUUGCAAAGAUGAGCUCCUCAAUAAUAGAAGGGAAUAUUAAUGCUGGUGUCAAUUAUCUGGAUAUACCAGAUAAAUCUGAAAAUGACAAGAAGCAUUACAAAACCCUAAAGCUACCAAAUGGACUUCUCGUUUUGCUUAUAUCUGACCCAACUCCAGUGCCACACGAUGGAUUUACUACAUCCUCUGUUGAGACAACAGAUGACUCAAGUUCUGAAGAGUCAGAUCAAGAUGAAGAAGAACUUGAUGGUAUUGAUCCAGAUGACGAUGAUGACUCAGAAGAAGGUGAUGAAAAACUAGCUGCAUGUGCGCUAAUGAUCGAUGUUGGCUCGUUCUCGGAUCCAAAGGAAUAUCAGGGUCUAUCUCACUUCCUCGAGCAUAUGAUUUUCAUGGGGUCAAAGCAGUUUCCUGCGGAAAACGCUUUUGACGCACACGUCAAGAAGUGUGGCGGAUUUGAUAACGCACAUACCGAAUGCGAGGAGACCAUGUUUUACUUUGAAUGUUCAGAAGAACACUUAAAUAGCACCAUCGAAAUAUUUUCGGCUCUUUUCAAGGAACCUCUCAUGAAAAAAGAAGCUAUGACAAGAGAACGAGAUGCUGUCGAAUCCGAAUUUCAAAACACUAUUCUCGAUGAUGAAGCUCGUCGGGAUCAGUUGCUUGCUUCGCUUGCAAAUCCCAACUAUCCGAAUAGUAUCUUCGCUUGGGGAAACUUGCAGUCACUCAAAGAAAAUAUAGACGAUGAGGUAUUGUACCAACGGACGCAUGAAUUCCGUAUAAAACAUUAUAGCAGUCAUCGAAUGUACCUGUGUAUACAAGCAAGGCUACCAAUUGAGGAGCUAGAAGAAAUGGCUGUCAAGCAUUUUAAAGAUAUUCCCAAUAAUAAUCAAGACGGAGAUGACUUUUCUGCAUUUAAUUACCGUGAUGCCUUUAGACCAGAAUUCUACCAAAGGGUUUAUUUUGUUAAACCAGUAGAAAAUGUCAAUAAAGUGGAGUUAACAUGGUGCCUUCCAGCUCUUAAAAAGGCAUACCGUUGUAAACCGGAUCAUUUUUUAUCAUACAUGAUAGGAUAUGAAGGGAAGGGUAGUUUAUGUGCAUAUCUUCGUAACAAAUUGUGGGCCAUGGAACUCAUUUCUGGUGUUGAUGAUUCUGGUUUCGAUGCCAAUAGCAUUUAUUCCCUUUUUAAUCUUUGCAUUUAUCUAACUGAUGAAGGGUUUGUGCAUUUGAAAGAAGUUUUAGAAGCCACUUUUGCUUAUAUAAAGCAACUUUCAACUUGUGAGACCCUAGAAGCCUCUUAUAAAGAACUUCAAUACAUUGAAGACACUGGUUUUCGUUAUCAGUCACAAAAGACUGCUUUUGAUAACGUUCAAAAUGUUACUGUAAACAUGAAACACUACCCCCCAAAAGAUAUAAUCACCGGUCCGGAAUUAUACUUCGAAUAUAAUAGUGAAGAAGUAUUAUCGGUUAUACGUCAACUUAACGAAUUUAAUUUCAACAUUAUGAUAACAUCCGAAAAAAAAUAUAAUGGUGUGACUUAUGACCAAAAAGAAAAAUGGUUUGGCACAGAGUACACUUCUAUCGAAAUGCCAAUUGAAUGGAUAGAUGCGUGGAAUAACUGUCCAUAUUACCAAGAACUCUUUGUCCCGGAGCCUAACAUUUACAUAGCUCAUGAUUUCCGGAUUUUAUGGAAAGAAAACGGUGAACCUGAGACACCAGCGUAUCCCAAAAAAAUCCUUCAAACUGAUGUGUGUGAGCUAUGGUUCCGACAGGAUGAUAAAUUCAAUUUGCCCGACGCUAUGAUGUACUUUUACUUCAUAUCGCCACUUCCACGUAUUAACGCUAAGAACGAUGUGCUGACAGCACUCUAUGUUCAAUACAUAAAAUAUGAUCUAGCUGAGGCAUUGUAUCCCGCUACAUGUGCAGGCAUGGAAUAUAAUUUUUAUUCUGCUGAGAAAGGUGUUGUUUUGAAGGUAAAUGGAUACAAUGAAAAACUUCAUUUACUAGUUGACGCAAUAACCAAGACAAUGACUUCAUUGGGAAAUAGUUUUGAAGGAACACUACGAGAAUUGCAAUUGACAUGUUUCAAAGCUCACCAAAAAAAGGCGUAUUUUAACGCGGUCAUAAAGCCGAAGCUGUUAAAUAAGGAUAUUCGUUUAACUGUGCUAGAAAACAUUCGUUGGCCACUUGUUGAGAAGUUUACCAUUUUGCAAGAAAUAUCUCUGCAAGAAAUUCAAGAAUUUUCCAAGAACUAUACCAAGGAACUGUACAUUCAAGCACUGAUGCAAGGUAAUUUGAUCGAGGAAACUGCUCAUAAUGUUAUGAACUCGGUGUUGACCACGUUAAAUUGUCAGAAGGUCAAUGAUUCGUCUUUAAUAGAAUCCCGAACUUGUCAGAUUCCACAAGGUUCCAACUACGUUCAAUGUAACGCCAUCAAUAUAGCCGAUCAAAAUUCAGUUGUUUGCAAUUUCUACCAAAUUGGCCCUUGCUCAUUACGCAUAGAAGGUAUUCUUGAUCUUUUGAUGAUGUUUGUUGACGAACCUCUCUUUGAUACUCUUCGCACUAAGGAACAACUUGGCUAUGACGUUUCGGCUUCGGUUAGAAUAAACAGUGGUAUUGCUGGUUACUCCAUUACGGUGCAAUGCCAAGAAUCAAAGUUUACUGCUCAGUACGUAGAAGAACGUAUUGAAGCAUUCCGCAUGCAAAUGAUGACAAUUCUAAAUGACCUACACCAGGAAGAGUACGAACACGUUCGCGAAUCGUUGAUUAAAAUCAAACAAGUCAUAGAUGCCUCACUAGCCGAAGAAGUCAAUCGCAACUGGGGAGAAAUAUCGUGCGAGGAAUAUCUUUUCGAUAGGCGAAAGCGUGAGGUAGAGAUUCUCAAAAGAAUAACUAAACAGGAUCUGAUCGAAUUUCUUUUGGAAAACGAACGUAACAACCUAAGGAAGUUGUCAGUACAAGUGAUCGGGCACAAGAAAGAAUCGGAUGCCAUCAAUUCAAAUAACGAAGAGUCUACACUUCCUAGCGAAGAUGUUAUCGAGGGUUAUAUUCCUAAAUUUGUUGAAAAAACAUUACCUAAUGUUCUCAACUUUAAGAAGCGCAUGUUAGUAUACCCAGUGACAAAAACAAGCACUGAAGCCAAUAGCUCUUCUCCAAUGAAUAUAAUAGAAAAUUGUUAAAAAAGUUCAGAUAAGCAAAAACAAAAUUAAAAAUUAUAGCUCAA